This is a messenger RNA of Zasmidium cellare ATCC 36951, 1143 nucleotides long. RefSeq lists its product as uncharacterized. Gene Ontology annotation, cellular component: endoplasmic reticulum. The coding region runs from base 1 to 1143 and encodes 380 amino acids. Gene Ontology annotation, biological process: ergosterol biosynthetic process. NCBI's taxonomy places the organism in Eukaryota, Fungi, Ascomycota, Dothideomycetes, Mycosphaerellales, Mycosphaerellaceae. Gene Ontology annotation, molecular function: sterol 24-C-methyltransferase activity. The transcript has a single exon. The record is from RefSeq and is a predicted model, not a curated record.
AUGGCACGCACGCAAGCACAACUCGAGAAGGAGGACAAGGAGCGCGACCUGGCCUUCAAGCAAGCCCUCCAUGGCAAGACCGGUGCUGAGAAGAACUCAAUCAUGGCCAUGAUGGGCAAAGACCAUGCUGCACAGAAGCUCGCCGUCGAUUCGUACUUCAAGCAUUGGGACAACAAGGCAAGCGUAGAAGAGACGGAGGAGAUUCGCAAGGCACGACGAGACGAGUAUGCCACCCUCACUCGUCACUACUACAACCUCGCAACCGACCUCUACGAGUACGGCUGGGCACAGAGCUUCCACUUCUGCCGUUUCAGCAAAGGCGAAGCAUUCAGACAGGCCCUUGCCCGACACGAGCACUACCUUGCCCUGAAGAUGAACCUGCAAGAGGGCAUGAAGGUUUUGGACGUUGGCUGCGGUGUCGGUGGUCCAGCAAGAGAGAUUGCCAAGUUCAGUGGUGUCAACAUUACCGGCCUCAACAACAAUGACUACCAGAUCGAGCGCGCGACAGCCUACGCACAAAAGGAGGGACUUUCGGACCAGCUCAACUAUGUGAAGGGCGACUUCAUGCAAAUGAGCUUCCCGGACAACAGCUUUGAUGCUGUCUACGCGAUUGAGGCCACUGUCCAUGCACCCAGCCUGGAGGGUAUCUACUCGGAGAUCUUCCGCGUGCUGAAGCCAGGCGGUGUCUUUGGUGUGUAUGAGUGGCUCAUGACCGACAAGUACAACAACGACGAUCCUCACCACCGCGAGAUUCGUCUUGGUAUUGAGCAGGGUGACGGUAUCUCCAACAUGGAGAAGAUUGACGUCGCAUUGGCUGCCAUGAAGGCUGCUGGAUUCGAGUUGGAGUUGAACGAGGACCUUGCGGACCGACCUGACGAGCUUCCAUGGUACUGGCCUCUUUCUGGUGAACUCAAGUACAUGCAGAGUAUCUGGGACUUCCCAACUCUUGCUCGUAUGACGCACAUCGGCCGUGGUCUUGCACACAGAUUCGUCGGCGCUCUUGAAUUGAUCGGACUUGCGCCAAAGGGUACCCAGAAGACUGCCGACUCUCUCGCUGUGGCUGCCGACUGCUUGGUUGCUGGAGGAAGGGAGAAGCUGUUCACCCCGAUGUACCUUAUGGUCGGAAGGAAACCAGCGAAGUAG